Messenger RNA from Falco peregrinus (peregrine falcon), 5366 nucleotides. RefSeq names its product family with sequence similarity 184 member A (gene FAM184A). NCBI's taxonomy places the organism in Eukaryota, Metazoa, Chordata, Aves, Falconiformes, Falconidae. The transcript is spliced from 18 exons. The coding region runs from base 323 to 3754 and encodes 1143 amino acids. The record is from RefSeq and is a predicted model, not a curated record.
GCUGCGCGGCGUAAACAGCCCGGCGGCAGCCCGGCACCGGGUACGGCCCGCCCGCCCCCGCCGCCCGGCCUCCCGCCGCUCCAGGACCGGGCCGGACCCCCGCCCGGUGCCGGGUGGAGCGGACGGGGAGAGGGAAGAUUGGCGGCCGGCGCCCGCUCUCGCAGCGCCCCGAGGGGUUGGCGCCGCAGCCCGGGGCCGGCGGCUGUAGGAAGCGCCCGGGGCCGGCCGCGGGGCGGUUUGCGGCUGGGGCGCCCUCGGCGCGGCUCCCCGGUAGGGCCGGUGCCAGCGGAGCCCGAGCAGCGGCAGGGGCCGGGCGGUGAAGAUGGCGACCCCGGGGACGGGCUGGCAGCAGCCGCAGCACAGCUACGGCGGCGGCUCCGCGCCCGGCGCGGGCAAACUCGGCUCCGGUUCGGCCCCGGCGGGGCUGGGUGCCGAGCACGGCCCGGACCUGCACUUCAAAAUGAGCAAGAAGAUCGCGCAGCUGACCAAGGUAAUAUAUGCUUUGAACACUAAAAAUGAUGAACAUGAAGCUGCUAUCCAAGCCCUUAAGGAUGCUCAUGAAGAAGAAAUUCAACAAAUUCUCGCAGAGACCAGAGAGAAGAUCUUGCAGUAUAAAAGUAAAGUUGCAGAAGAAAUGGAUCUCAAGAGAAAGAUCCAGGUUUUAGAAGAGUCACUGGAAGAUCAUAAAAAGAUGAAACAUCAGGCGCUGACAGAAUUUGAAGCCUAUAAGGAUAGAGUUGAAGAUAUGCAGCUUUGUGCAGAAGCUCAGCAUGUCCAACGUGUAGUGACCAUGUCAAGAGAAGUAGAAGAGAUCAGAAAGAAAUUUGAGGAAAGGCUACGAAGCUUCAUACAAUUGCAAGUGCAGUACGAGAAGGACAAGCGUACAGCUCUGGAAGACUUGAGAGCUGCCCACAGGCUUGAGAUUCAAGAACUUCUCAAGACUCAGCAGAGUCAGAAUGCUACUUUAAGUAAGGGGCAAGAAAAACUAGAGGAAUUGCAUAGACUGGAGCUGGAAGACUUGAACAGUAAAGUUGAAGAAUUAAGGCUGGAAAGAAAAAAACUCAUUGAGGACUAUGAAGGCAAACUCAGCAAAGCACAGUCCUUCUAUGAACAUGAACUUGAUUCUUUGAAAAGAUCUCAGCUUUUUACAGCAGAAAGCCUACAUGCUUGCAAAGAAAAAGAAGUGGAGCUAAGAAAAGAAUUUCAAAACCAGGAAAGUAUGUUACGGAAGAAUCUGGGCAAGCUUAAAACUGAAUUGCAAAUGGUUCAGGAUGAAGCUGCUAGUCUACGGGAAAAAUGCCAAAAACUUCAGGUGGCUCUUGGUACAGCAGAAAACAAUGUUCAGGUUCUUCAAAAACAGCUAGAUGAUGUGAAGGAGGAGGAGAUGUCAUUGUUAAGCAAACACAAAGAAGUGGAAAGUGAGCUGGCAGCUGCUAGGGAGCGCUUACAGCAGCAGGCCACUGAUCUUGUUCUCAAAGCCAGUCACAUUGGAAUGCUUCAAGCUACUCAAAUGACUCAAGAAGUUACAAUCAGAGAUUUGGAAUCAGAAAAGUCUAGAUUAAAGGAAAAACUAUCCCAGCUGGAAGAAGAAAGAAAUUUAUUACAAAGCAAAACACAGAGUCUGGAUGAGCGACAAAGGCAGCAAAUUCUGGCCUUGGAAAAGAAAGUAAAUGAAGCGAGGGAGACGCAACGUGAAUAUUAUGAGAAGGAGCUGGUAAAAUUGCAAGCAAGAUUAGAAGGAGAGGCUGCGCAGUUAAAGGAGGCUCAUUCCAAGACCUUAGAAGAAUUGGCAUGGAAGCACCACACUGCAAUUGAGGCUGCGCACAGUAAUGCUAAUAAGGAUAAGAAAAAACUGCAGAUGGAGUUGGAGCAGCAGUUUGAGAAGGAGAAACUGCAUUUAGAGGACGAUAAGAAUCAGCUCCGACAGCAGCUGGAAAACCUGAAGGAAGAGCUAACAACAAAACUGACUUCUGCCAAUCAGGAGGUGUCUCGUCUGCAAGACUUAGUACGAAAAAGUGAACAAGGCCUUGGUACUGCAGAAGGACAUAUCUCCAGUCUUCAGGAAGCUCAGGAAAUACUCCAGAAAGAACUAGAAUUAACUAGAGCAAGAUUGCGAGAGACCACAGAUUCAUUGUAUAGUGUUGAGGGAGAACUAGAUCAGGAGAGACAACAACACGAGGCAAUGAUUGCUGCCAUGAGAGAAGAGGAAAAAUUCAAAGUUGACAGAAUGGCUCGUGACUUGGAAAUAAAAUGGACAGAAAAUCUUCGGCAAGAGUGCAAUAAGCUUCGUGAAGAGUUGAGGCUGCAGCAUGAAGAGGAUAAGAAGGCAGCCAUGACUCAGCUGUUGCAGCUGAAAGAACGUGAAAAAAAUGCAGCAAGGGAUGGAUGGCAAAAAAAAGUUGAAGAUCUGUUAGACCAGAUCUCUUUACUGAAGCAGAAUCUGGAGAUGCAGCUUUCCCAGUCACAGAGCUCUUUGCAACAGCUACAAGCCCAGUUCAGUCAGGAGCGUCAGAGGCUGACUCAGGAGAUCCAGGAAUUAGAAGAGGAGCAUCAGCAAAGGCAUAAGUCACUUCAGGAAGCCCAUAUCCUUGCCUUUCAAAACAUGGAAGAAACAAAAGAGCAAGAACAAAAGGAAUUAGAAGAACGUUUACAACAGAAGCACUCUGAAGAACUUCAGGCGCUGAAAGAAACACAUAAACAAGCCAUGGAAGGUUUCAAAUUGGAGAUGGAACAGGAACUUCAGACUCUGCGAUUCGAGCUGGAGGAUGAAGGAAAAGCUAUGUUAGCUUCCUUGCGCUCGGAGUUAAAUCAUCAACAUGCAGCAGCAAUUGACCAGCUAAGGCACAACCAUCAACAAGAACUGGUAGCUGCCAAAAUGGAGCUUGAAAGAAGCAUAGAAGUCGGCAGGCGACAGGAGAAAGAAUUUUUAUGCCGAAUAUCAGAUCUGCAAGAUGAACUGAGACACCGAGACCAUCAUAUAGCUGAACUGGACAAAGAGAUUCUGCAUCUUCAUGAAAAUAUAAGUGCAUUGACCAAGGAAUUAGAGUUUAAAGGGAAAGAAGUUCUUAGGAUACGCAGUGAAUCCAACCAACAGAUCAGGAUGCAUGAGCAAGAUUUAAGCAAGAAACAUGAAAAAGAGCUGGAUGUCUUGACAGCAGAUCACAUCAGAGAGAAACAAAGCAUGCUGGCAGAUUUUAAUAAGACCCAAGAGCUGCUCAAGGAAAUUAAUUCAGCUUUACAAAUUUCUUUAGAAGAAAUGGAAGAAAAAUAUAAAAACAGAGAAUCAAGACCAGAAGACUUGCAACUUAUUUCAGAACUGAAAGACCUAAUUGCAGAGCGGGACCAACUCAUAAAGAAACUGAUUGAGGACAAAAAGUUCUAUCAGCUGGAGCUAGUUAACAGGGAGACUAACUACAACAAAAUGUUUAAUGCAAGCCCUAAUGUUGGUGUUAUUAAUCCAUUGGUGAAGCAAAAGAAGAAGAACGAUAAAUCCACAAACAGGUUUGUGAGUGUCCCCAAUCUAAGUGCUCUGGAAUCUAGCGGAGUGGUGGGCAAUGGACAUCCCAACCGCCUGGACCCCAUUCCUAACUCACCCAUCCACGAUAUUGAGUUCAACAGCAGCAAACCACUACCACAGCCAGUGCCACCCAAAGAGCCCAAGACGUUUUUGAGCCCUCCUCAGACUGAUGCUUCACCAGUGGCUUCACCAGAUCCACAACGCCAGGAAUGGUUUGCCCGAUACUUCACGUUCUGAGAGAUGAUUUGUCUUUGUGGCACAGCGUGAUGUGGACUGUUUAUAGGAGCAUGACCUUAAGUAAACCCUCAUGUGAACAAGCUUUCCUGUAAUUUGUCAAACACUGUGAAUGAGAAAGUAUUUGUCUCUCUGAUUUGAAACUGCACUGUAUUUCAUGUUAUAUUUGUUGGAAUCACUUGACAUGGUACUAAUAUAAUGUGUGUAAUUAUAAUUAUUAUUUUUAUUUAAAAUGGAAGAAUCUUUAAACUUUGUAAUUACUACAUAAUAAAUUUUGGUAGAACAAACAUAAUGCUUUCCCCCUUUUUCCUAUAAAUGUGUUUUCUUUGAUUUCAGAUAAGGCUUCUCCUCCAAAAAUAACGUAAUUGCAUGGUUACUAUAAAUAAAAUUUAAACUGUAGAAAGAAAAAGUAUAUAUAUUUCACUUUCUCUCCAAUUUGGCCAGGAUAUGUUUAAUGCAUCCCAGUUCUAUUUAUGUUACUUUGUAGUUUAAAAACUUUUCUUUCUAACAAUUAAAAGGAAGAAGGUGAAGUCAAUCAAAACCGGUGUAGCUGCCAGCCUUCAGAGCAGAGUGAUUUUUGACAAGAGGAUGAAAAAAGCCACAAAUGAGGAGCUGUUCACUGGGGAGGGGGGUUGACUCCUUACUUGUUCCUCAUGAGACUUUGCCAUCUAGUUAUAAUCAAAUAUUUUAUCAAGGGAUUUAAGCAGAAACUGUUCCCACAAGUUAUGUAUUUCUUUUAUGAAUAUUAACAAAAACAAAUGUUCAAAACAUUUAGAACACUAUACCAAGUACCUCUACAUAAAUCAAUAAUCUACAUUUUGAGCAUAUAGUCCUGCUUUGGAUAAAAUUCAUGUCUGAAAUGAAAAAAACCACCAUCAACCACCCAACUUUUUCCCAUUUAUACAUACUACAGAUACAGAUCAUUCAUUAAAACUUAAUUACCUUCCCUUGUCUACAUUAACAUUUUUUUCUUCUUCUGAAAGCGAUACCUGAGAAUGUUUUUUCAGCCAGUGAGCAUAAUUCUCCAUCUACACCUUUUCUGAUGCCAGUGUUGCUCGAGAAGUUUGCUGCAGCAUAUAGAAAACUAAAGCUUGUUGUCCUUUUUAUAUUUUUUCAUUCAAAGAUUACCACAAAGUAACUCACACUGGUAGUCUCAGGGAGAAAAUUGUCUCUUUGUUUUAUGAAUGUAUUUUUAAGCUGAAUCUCUUAUCUUUUAAAAGCAGGAAAAAAAUGUUAAAAGAGUUAUUUGAAUAAGGUUUUAGUUAGCAUAUACAAAGGUCCUGAACUUUAAUAUUUCAUCCGAAGCCCUAACUACAUCCUUUUUUCGCUAUAUGCACAAAGGUAAAUACCCAGAUGAAUAUACUUGCUAAUUACAAGUUUUAUAUGUAGCAUAUGUAUAAAUGAAAAAUUUGUAUGUUUUCAUAUAAACAAUACAAAAUCUUCUAAAUGAACAUUUUAAAACUUCUAUCUUAUAAUUCAGCUUGAAAACUCCACUGAAAGCUGUAUUCUUGUGAUGCUGCCAUGGAUUAAAGAUGUACACAGCAGAUUUUCUGUAGCUGGUGGACUCAACUGUAGGUAUAUGCAACUUUUUAAUUUUAGAAGAAAGCCAUAUUGG